This is a messenger RNA of Trichoderma aggressivum f. europaeum, 1356 nucleotides long. RefSeq lists its product as uncharacterized. The record is from RefSeq and is a predicted model, not a curated record. Bases 1 to 1356 code for a protein of 451 amino acids. Lineage: Eukaryota; Fungi; Ascomycota; Sordariomycetes; Hypocreales; Hypocreaceae. Gene Ontology annotation, molecular function: FAD binding; monooxygenase activity. The transcript is spliced from 6 exons.
AUGGGCUCAAAUUUCCCCUCAGGUUGGAGACGUCUCAGUGUCGGAGUUGUCGGAGGUGGUAUCGGUGGCAUGUCCGUUGCCAUUGCCCUCCGUCGCGCCGGCCACGAUGUAACCAUCUACGAAAAGCACGACUUUGCAGGUGAAGUAGGCGCCUCAGUCUCAUGUGCCGCAAACGGUACACGCUGGCUUCACGAAUGGGGAGUCGACGUAGCGAAAGGAGAUCCGGUCGUGUUAAAGAAGUUGAUCAAUCGUGAUUGGAAGACGGGCGAGCCGGUCAGCGUCUAUGAUUUGGACGACUAUGAAGAGAAAUGGGGAUAUGUUUAUAACAUGUUUCACCGACAAUACAUGCAUGCCAUGUUGAAGGAUUCUGCCUUGGGAGAGGGCAAGGGGACACCAGCAAAGCUAGAAGUGAACCAUCAGUGUCAAAACAUUGACAUUGAAGCGGGCAAGAUUACAUUCACCAACGGUAUUACGGCUCAGCACGACCUCAUCGUCGGUGCAGAUGGCAUCGGCUCAAUUGUCCGCAGCGAAAUCGGCAUACGUCCAGCGAAACGACCAUCCGAGCAGAGUUGUCUCCAUGCCAAUGUCACGACAGAAGAGGCCGUCAAACUUGGACUCGUUGACUACUCGCAGCACAGCGCGCUGGAAUAUUGGGGCGGGCAAGAGGGUAAAUGGGACAAGAUUGUUUUGUCGCCGUGCAACGGAGGCAAGCUUCUAUCAUAUUACUGCUUCUUUCCUCGAUCUGUGGGCGAUUACUCUACACACACUUGGGGAAAUGAUGACAGGCCGGUGGAAGAGUUACUUGCGCCAUAUCCGAAUCUUGAUUCACAAGUGCUGUCACAUUUGAAGAUUGGAAAAGAGAUCCGGCCGUGGCGGCUAUGGGUGCAUGAUCCUUAUCCGUUUAUUCAGAAGAAUAUGGUCUGCUUGCUGGGUGAUGCAGGACACCCGAUGAUGCCCCAUCAGAGCCAAGGUGCUUGCAUGGCCAUAGAAGAUGCUGCUGCGUUGGGAAUUCUCUUCAGCGAAAAGUACUUCAGCGGAGACAUCGGUGAAGCUCUGGCGGUGUACGAUACUGUCAGACUCCCUAGAGUGACAAGGGUGCAGUCAGCGGCUGCAAAGGCAGCAUACAACAUUAACGAGAGAAUUGGAUUCUCACAAAAUAAGAACAUUUCGACAUACAAAGUUGAGGACGAGAAAAAGAAGCUGACCAUUGAAGAGAUGAAUGCAUAUGACAUGUACAAAGAUAUUGAACAGGCUCUGGCAGAGAAGCGUGGAGCUGCAUUCCGUGAAAAGUACAUCCAUGGACUGCCAGUUGGGCUGGAGCUUCCAAGUGGUAUUAUCAUUGGACAAGAGGCAUGA